Molecule: messenger RNA, 3192 nt
Organism: Xenia sp. Carnegie-2017
Lineage: Eukaryota; Metazoa; Cnidaria; Anthozoa; Malacalcyonacea; Xeniidae
Exons: 9
Coding region: 188-2482 (764 amino acids)
Source: RefSeq, a predicted model, not a curated record
GGUGAUAUAAAUUUUAAAUAACAAAGCACAAAAUGGCGCUCAACUAUCCAUGACGGGAAUGCCAUAACACAGAGCGACGUGGAACGAGAGGCUUUGCUAUGAGAAUGGAUUGUAUUUUCAUUUUAACAUGAUUUCAAAUCUGUUUAACUCCCAUCCAUGAACCUUAGCUAGAAGGACAGGUCUCAGUAUGUCGAAAUUCGUGCCGAUAAACGAGAAUGAUUUCAGUUUGUUCGGGGCCGAACUUUCCGGCCACGAGUUUGAGUAUUUUUGUAAGCAUAUGGGUGCUUUUAGACGUAUGUUCGAAGAGGAGUCAAAACAACGAAGAAAGGGAUUUGUGGCUGCAUUCAGUGCACAUUCCUAUCAACACCUCGACAUCAAAGCGGUUGUGUCCAUGAGCGAUCCAAAGAGAAAGUUCAUUGAGCAAUUUUGCAACCAUGUGAAUGAUGCUUACAUUAAUGCGAAAUUCAACACAGCCAAACAAUUCAUGCAUGAUGCCUACAAUGUGGCAAGGAACAGACAUAUGAUUCAAUUUAUGGACUCGCGUUCUUAUGCCAAAGAUCCUUUUUUUCGCAAGGACACCAGGGAUUCUUUCAGACGACUUUUUGGUGAACCUAACGAAGCAGGAACUUGUGUGAAGGUUGUCUGUAUUUUGCCGCUCUUUGUAAGGUUUGCCGGCUCAGUAUGUCGUUAUCUCAAGAGAUGGCUGGAUGUGGAGAAGACUUUGACGUCAGUGGCAACCGUGAGCGACACGAAAAGCAAAGCUGAAAAGAAGGCCAUGAAAAGUAAAUUGCGAAAGGGAAAAGCGCAGAGGGAACCAUCGAUAAGAUCGCCUGCGGAAACAGAAAUAAGAACCGAGAAAAAGAAGUCAGAAGAGCACUCUUCUUCUCGAAGUGAAUCCACUUGCAACACAAAGGCGAAUGGUCCAGAUGGUGACUCUAAGGCAAACAUCGACGCCACAAUCGAUGCUUUUAAUCGUUUUGCCGACUUUUAUUGCUAUAUGAAGAAACACGACCCGAAACGUCUCGAACCCCGUGAUUGUAAACCCAAUUGUCCUGGACAAUAUUGUGAAAAACAUCAUUGUCUCUUGUCUAUUACCGACGAUCUCCAUGACAACCAUUAUAUCGACCACGUUGACUUUGAGGAGUGUCAAUUUCCGACUCUGGAGGAUGGAAACGACUGUCUGUACGAUGAACACAAAGCAAUGGUUCAAGAAGAAAGGAUAUUGGAGGAAGACAUGGACAAGUUAACAAUGAAGUGCGAUAGCAUGAACUUGAAGUCUGCCCGCAACGAACUUGACGCGAUAAACGUAAUUCGCGUAAAUAAUACUGACAAAGAGAAUGACGAAGGCCAUAACUCUGACGAUAAGAUGCUCAAUGGUCAAAAUUUCAUAGUCAAAACUGCAGAAGAAAAUGCUUGCGAUUGGGAAGAUUCGGGAGUUGGACAUGUCGUGAAAGACGAUGGUAAUGAUUUCGAGUUUUGUUCGGACGUCAUGUUAGAGGAUCCGAAUGUCCAGCAAGGUGCUGAUGAAUUACCUGAUGGUGACAUUUCUCGUCCAGAGUGUAAUGAAGAUGUUGAUGAUGACAAGGCAGAUGUUCUUUCAGGUAGUGUGUCGUCUGGUGGAUUUGAUAAUCUUGAGGAUUAUGAAAUCCGAGGUGAAACCCCUGUGGUUGCAGUUAGUGGGGAGGAAAAUUUUGAGGAUUUUAAAUUCGGUAACAAGCCCCUCUUGAUUAAAGCUAGCGAAGAAGAAAAUGGCGACGAUUUCGACUUUGAGAGCAAAACCGCCGUUAUUGUCGGUGAUGUGGGAGAAAAUUUCGAGAAUUUUGAAUUCAGUCAACAACACAGCGAGAUUGUGGGUAGUGAAUGUGAAAAUCUCGAGAAUUUUGAUUUCGGAAGAAAAACUCCUAGUGAAGGAGAAAUUCCCCAGGAUUCUCAAUUUCACGAUGCGCCUCCCCGAGUGGAAAGCCUCAAAAUGGAAACAUACGAGGAUUCUGUGAUUAAUGAUAAUAAAUCUCAAAUUGAGAAGGAAAGUAUGGAAGGAGAAUAUCACCUUAGUAACGAAUCGGGAAAUGAACCCGUGGAGGUUGAAUACAUCAUGGAUAGAAAGGAUCAUAUGAGAGCGCGACAUGGAUACGGCAUGAAGGACAAGUACAUCGAAAAUGAAUUGUUCACCAGUGAUGACUCUGAUGAUGUCGAUCACGUUGACGAUGAACGGUUCUUGAGAGAAAGUUUACCCGAAAUGCAUCUGUGCGAACCGCAUCCGAACGAGCAGUAUGAACGGUUGACGACAACAUCGAGGGUGAUUAGAAAAAAGAGGAAUGGGGACAAGAUUCGCAAGUGUUCAUUUUGCAGGAGACCGGAGAACGAAGGCGAAAAAUUCAAGAAAUGUCAAAAAUGCAAAGGAAAAGGCACCAAAUUUUACUGCAGUCGAGAAUGCCAAAAGAAAGAUUGGCGAGUACAUCGUGUGAAGCACGCAAUAACAUAGUCCUUGAUAUAACGACAAGCUGUGUUUUUAUUCUCAAUAUUUAUUAAAAUGUACAUAUUGAAGGUAUUUAUGUAAACUUUGGCAUCACCUCCACACGUAUGUACGUACACAGGCUAUCAAAAAAAUCCUAUUCGGUUUUUAUAUGGUCGUAUCGGAUUAGAUAGUGAUGAUGAUCAUAUAAUCCUAAGCUUGAUUAAUCUAAUAGGUGGAUUGCAUGUUACGUCAUGGCCGCCAUGUUGGCGGUCAAAUACAAAAGAAUAUUUUAUUAAUGCUAUUGUCGGCUCCAGCAGUCGUGGGCGAGCUACGUUGUUCGAUAAUUCCCUGGAGUUUGGCUGAAAUCCAAGAUUAGACAUCACGUCCAACCGAUGCAAAGCUAUGACUGAAGCAAGAGGAGUUAUUGAAUGUAAUGUUAUUUUUUUGUCGUGUGACUUUCGUCGAAUGUUUUGGUACUUUGUUCCAAUGCUGCUCCAGGUGUGAAAGCAUUUUUGCUGGAGAGCAGUUCUUUUUUGACUGCCUGUAUACGAACGCUAAAAAAGCUGUGCAUGUGUCCGUACCUGGAAAAUAAGCUGUAUUUAGCAUUGAAUUAUCUAUAAAUAUUCUGUAAGUAGUAAUAACGUGUUUCAUUAGCUUUCAAAAUGUUAGCCAACUCUACUAAUUAGUUCAAUUAGGUCAAUUGUUGUAAAAUGAAAUUUUUACGUACGCGACUUUAA